AUGAGUGACCAGUCAUCCCUCCGUGACUGUCCUCCGCACCCCCAUCAGCACAUCCACACAGACUCCCAGGCCCCUGUGUCCUUCCCCGAGUUCUGCUGGGUCUUUGGCUUCCCCGUGGGACCCUCUGGCUGUGGCUCCCUGCUCCUCCUCUAUGAGCUGCUGGACCAGAGCGGAGGCCUGGUGCAGAGGGGGAGGGCCAGUGCGUGUACCCAGACAGGGCAGCACCCGGAGGGCAUGCUCUUCGCACCACAGGGCUACCUGUGUUCGGUGCUAGACGUGUGUGACUCGGUCAGCUCCGUGCGCGUCUACUCCAGCCACUCCCCCUGCGAGGAGCCCAGCCACCAGUGCUGCAGCCUCCUCCUGGCCUUCCUCCAGCACCACCCCUGGCUGCGCCUGGACCUCUUCUUCUCCCACCUCCACCACCACACGCAGCCCCACUGGCCCCAGGCCCCGGCUACCAGAGAGGCCCUGUGCAGCCUGGCAGCCCUCUGGCCCAGGGCUACCCUCAGCCCCUUGUCAGGCUGGGCGUGGGCUCACCUGCUGGGCUGCUUCGUCACAGACGCCCCCCUGGCAGUGAUCCGGGCUCCACUGCUGCCGGGCCGGGUGAGCGCGGACAGGCUGAAUGCAGUGGAGCUGUCGGCUAUCACGGGGAUCGGCCCUGCCUACUUGGACCUUCCGGCAGGCGGCACCCCUAACAACACAGAUGGGGACAGUAGCCAACUAUCUGCUGGACCCAGAACCAUCCUGCCUCCACCCCACCUCCCCUCUCCAGACGACCCAACCUCUCAUACUCUCCUUGGGCCACCCCCUGGGCCUUCCCAGCCUCCCCAGGGAUCAGGCCCGUACACAGCCCCCGUACGGCCCAUUAACGUGGUGAGGCAUGUAAGGAUGCCCCAACCCCUGGUGGAAGCUGGGCCUGGUUCUCUCACCACCGUGCCCUCUCCUCUGCUGAAGGGGCGGCCUGUGGAGGUGGUGCUGGUGACAGAGAGGGACAUGAUGACAGACACUGCAAGCAGCUCAGCGCAGCAGCCCUCAAGCUCAAGCAGCACGUCCACAUAUAAGGGCAUUAAGGGAAGAAAGGGUAGAAAGUGGCGGAAGUAG
Engraulis encrasicolus (European anchovy) is the source of this 1101-nucleotide messenger RNA. RefSeq names its product putative C->U-editing enzyme APOBEC-4. The transcript has 2 exons. Bases 1 to 1101 code for a protein of 366 amino acids. The record is from RefSeq and is a predicted model, not a curated record. NCBI's taxonomy places the organism in Eukaryota, Metazoa, Chordata, Actinopteri, Clupeiformes, Engraulidae.